AGGUUGAGCUCAAGGACACAUCCAAGCAAGUCACCAGUCUUCCCUUUGCUCUGCCUGCUGACCUCUGCUCUCUCCUCAUUACUCCCAAAAAAUGGAACGUUCCACACGAGAAAUUUGCCUCAACUUCAUGAUUGUCCUGAUUACUGUGAUCCUCAUGUGGCUCCUUGUGAAGUCUUAUCAGGAUUGAAAGACUCUCAGAAACUCUGGAGGUGAUUUCAGUGUGUGCCUCCACAGACAUCAGUAACACCCACGGCAUGCCGCAGCAAUUAGCUUUUAGUCAAUUGAGGAUGUCAUGAACCUCUAUUUUUCACUCUCUCCUAUCUGCUGCCUGCACUAAUGUUUGUAAUGGGCCUGUGAUGGUGUAAUUCUUUCAGUCUGCAGUGAUCCAGCUGUAAAAUAUAAGAUGCUUAGGAACAGUUUGAUGUGGCUGUCUCUUCUGGUAGUUUCUGUGAGUGCUGUACUCCCAGCCCACCAUGCCAGCUUGUUUGGCAUCAGUGUUGGCUUCUGGAGGGUGUAAAACCGCAGUGUGUAAUGUAAGAGCCAGUAUUGUCCAAUCUAAAAGGCAUAAACUUGUUUAGAGAAAAGGAAUGUGAAACCUCUGCUUUCACUUGCACUUUUCAUUUUGUUUAAAUAAAGACGAUGCAAAAUCA
Messenger RNA from Parus major (Great Tit), 650 nucleotides. RefSeq names its product sarcolipin (gene SLN). The coding region runs from base 92 to 187 and encodes 31 amino acids. Gene Ontology annotation, molecular function: enzyme regulator activity. The transcript has a single exon. Gene Ontology annotation, cellular component: membrane. The record is from RefSeq and is a predicted model, not a curated record. Lineage: Eukaryota; Metazoa; Chordata; Aves; Passeriformes; Paridae.